CGAGCCUUGUAGAUGCGUAGAUCGGACUUGCACACAACAAUACCCAGGGUUCUUUGCGCUGAGGCUACGUCAACCGAAAUCACAGUUGUUUUUUCCAACAUGGCGUCGCUGGGAAGGAGGCGCGGUGUCCCAGUAAGCAGGGAGAGGGCAGUGAUGGCUGCGUCAGACUGCUACAUUGUACAUGAGAUCUACAAUGGGGAGAAUGCGCAGGACCAGUUUGAGUACGAGCUGGAGCAGGCACUGGAGGCCCAGUAUAAAUAUAUUGUUAUUGAGCCCACACGGAUCGGGGAUGAGACGGCCCGCUGGAUUACGGUGGGGAACUGCCUGCACAAGACGGCUGUGUUGUCAGGCGCUGCAUGCCUCCUGACGCCACUUUCGCUGCCUGCAGAAUACUCGCGCUAUGUAGCAUUGCCAGCUGGUGCCCUCAGUGUGGCCUGUGCUGCGCUCUAUGGGAUUUCAUGGCAGUUUGAUCCCUGCUGCAAGUACCAAGUGGAAUACAACAGCCAAAAACUCUCACGGCUGCCCCUGCAUACACUGACCUCCUCAACACCCGUGGUUUUGGUACGCAGGGAUGACGUCCACAGAAAGAGACUCCAUAAUACGAUAGCACUGGCUGCUCUGGCGUAUUGCGCCAAGAAGAUCUAUGAACUCUAUGUGGUAUGAGUGCACUCUGAAGAUUUAAGAACCAUCAAAAAAAAAAGGAAAAAAAAAAAUUAACAAAACAACAUACUCACCCCCGGAUGUUAGAAAAGUGGAAGUCCCGUUCAGGCUCAGCAGUUAGCUCUACAGAGGGUGGGUGCUUCCACUUGGAACAUUGAUCAGAGGGAUAUAGCUAAAACUAGAAGGGAUUUUUUUCCAUGUACUUCUAUGUGACAGCAGCACACCUAUUGCCAUAGUACUUUCGCGCCAGCCCCCUCCACCCGCUUCUCUGUCACAAGCUUGUGCAAAAGGACAUGACCUCAGUUCCUCUGAAAGGAAUGGUUUUGGAUUAAAAAUGGAACAGACACAUUUGUUGUACAAUGCUCUUUCCCCUUUCCCUUGUAGUUUUGCUGUAUCCGUUUUUUGCUGAUCAAGUACAUUAAUGUUUGAUUAAAUAUUAGGAUAUUUCAAACAAACUUUUCUGUAUUUUAUUUUAUUUUUUCUUCAAAAUAAAUGGAUUCUAUUUGAUGUCUGGAAAAGAACAAAUGGCCCUCAGUCAAACUGUCUUGUUUAAGUAGAUUGUCUGUCGUUAAUGAAUCCUAUUAAGAUUGUGGAAGACAGUACUACGGCUCCAUGUUCGGCUCUAAUCGUGUAUUACACUAACAACCACAAGCGGACUGAAGAGACUUCAGCACUGCAGAAGUUUAAAAAUGAUGUAAUUUUUAUAAUUUGUUUAUCCACUGAUGCUCAAGAGGAGCAUAUGUAAACAUGAAGGAUGAGUUGUGAAAUAGGAGAAAACAGCUGGAUAAUAAAAUGAAAUUCAUACAUGAA
Nothobranchius furzeri (turquoise killifish) is the source of this 1470-nucleotide messenger RNA. It is a transcript of the gene tmem11, whose product is annotated as transmembrane protein 11. The record is from RefSeq and is a predicted model, not a curated record. NCBI's taxonomy places the organism in Eukaryota, Metazoa, Chordata, Actinopteri, Cyprinodontiformes, Nothobranchiidae. Gene Ontology annotation, cellular component: mitochondrial inner membrane. Gene Ontology annotation, biological process: inner mitochondrial membrane organization.